This is a messenger RNA of Bombina bombina (fire-bellied toad), 7488 nucleotides long. It is a transcript of the gene ZNF827, whose product is annotated as zinc finger protein 827. Gene Ontology annotation, biological process: regulation of gene expression. The transcript has 14 exons. Lineage: Eukaryota; Metazoa; Chordata; Amphibia; Anura; Bombinatoridae. Gene Ontology annotation, cellular component: nucleus. The coding region runs from base 403 to 4350 and encodes 1315 amino acids. The record is from RefSeq and is a predicted model, not a curated record.
UGCAUGUGUGUGCUCUACCGCCGCCACUGCUGCCCUUUGAUCCUUGCAUUAGUGUUAGGGGCUUGAAAGCACACAGGGAGCAGCCAUUGCCAACGGCAGCAGCACAGCUCAUCACCAUGAUGUAGCCCUUACAUACACAACACACACGUAUAGAUCACAUUCAUUCCCCAUUGAAGAAUAUUUAUUACGACUGGGGGAGGGAGGUGAAAGGGAGGACAAGCCAGGUGCAACAACCAAGCUCCCUGACUCCAGGACCCAGCUCUGAUCAUAUUGCACAGAACCCUUUUCUUUGCAUCUCGCUUCUAUUUUACCUACCGGGGGAAUAAUGUGAUCGACUUGGGGAGAAAAAUAAUAAUUCAGAUCUCUACAUAUUUAAGGAAUAAAAAAAAGACAGGGGAGAAAAUGCCCAGGAGGAAGCAGGAGCAACCUAAACGCUUGCCUUCACAUGGUACUAGACAAGAGGAGGUUGAAGGGGAAGCUAGUGAAGAAGAAAAUUGGUUUGGAACUAAUUCUGAAACUCCAUCAGAAUCUUCUUAUGGUGACGCACAAGAGAACUUUAGGUUAUCUCCAGAGGAUCAAGGUCAAGACUCGCCUACUUCUCCAGAUACUUCUCUAGGAAGCGCAACUCCAAGUUUAAACACUGAUCUGGGAACUUUGGAAAAUGAACUGUUUAAGGAUGUUUCUCAGUGUCGGGAGCACAUGUCAACCUCUACAUCUUCUUUAGAUGAGGAUGAACAAGCAGGUGUAAACAAGCCAUUAAGCAGUAAUCUUAGACGUCUUUUGGAGGCAGGCACUGUCCAGUUGUUAACAGAAGCUGCUACAAAUGGCAGGGAGGAUAAUUUACUCACUUCUGGUCCUAGUCUUCAGUUUUCUCCUUCUCACCAUGCUAAUCAGUUGAGCGUUCUUGCAAAGAAACUUGCUGAGAAACAUGAACACAGUGAUCAGUAUGGAUCAAUAUCUACUAACAGGUUUAUUUGGAGCCAGGAUAAAUGGUUGCAAAACUCAAAUAACACAUGUGGCCUGUCACCAGACUCUGCUAUACUAAAACUAAAGGCAGCAGCUAAUGCAGUGCUUCAAGACCAGUCACACAUUAGAACUGAAGAUAAUAUAAGAUUUGAAUCCUCAUUUACAUCACCAUUUAAUUCACAGUCUGCUAGUUCCACCUUAGCAGCUUUGUCUAAGAAAGUGAGUGAGAGAAGCAUGACUGCAGGACAGGAGCGACAUUCUACAGCUGGUUCAUUUCUUUCUCUGGCUUCCAUGACCUCAUCUGCAGCUCUCUUGAAAGAAGUUGCUGCUCGUGCUGCUGGUAGUAUGCUUGCUGAGAAAAAAAAGCCCCAUAUUUCAGAGGAUCCAUUGGCACUGCCGGAAGAGAAGAAAGAAAAAAGUUUGCCAAAUCAAUCUUUAGAACUUCUGUUACUUCCAUCUCCAAAAGGAAGAACUUCAAAACCCGGAAACCCAGCCCCAGAAGAAGAAGGUGGGAAACCUUUUCAGUGCCCUAUUUGUGGAUUAGUGAUAAAAAGAAAGAGUUACUGGAAAAGGCACAUGGUGAUUCACACAGGUUUAAAAAGCCACCAGUGUCCACUGUGUCCAUUUCGUUGUGCCCGCAAGGACAAUCUGAAAUCGCACAUGAAGGUCCAUCAGCAUCAGGACAGAGGGGAAACCUUUCAGUGCCAGCUCUGCCCUUUUACCUCCUCUCGCCAUUUCAGCCUGAAACUUCACAUGCGAUGUCAUCAACACUUCCUCAGGGCAGGGGCAAAGGUGAAAGAAGAGUCUAAUGAAAUAGACAUUAAAGACUCCAAUUUUAAUAAUUCUUUGGGGAGCCAGGAUGAGAAGAAUGCUUCUCCUGCACAUGGAACCCUUCUUUCAGAUGCCUUGAACCAUAUUAGCCCAAUAGCUAUUAAGGAAGAGCCUACAGAGAUUGAUAGUUCAUCUAUGGUGUCCUUUACAGUUAAAAACACUGACAGACCUAACAGUACCAGCAGCGUGAAGCUAAAAGACAGCUCGGAUUUUCUUACUUGCCCAUCCUCCCUUUUCAGCCAGGACAUUUCUGUCAAGAUGGCUUCUGACUUUCUGAUGAAGUUAUCAGCUGCAAAUCAAAAAGAGCCAUUGACCUUUACAUUUAAAGUUAAAGAAGAACCUAGCGAUGAAGAGCCUUCAAAUUCCAUGUCACCCCAGUCUGGUUACAGCCAGGAAUUGGAGGCACGAAUCUCAAGUACCCCUGAUGGAGACUGCAAGUCACAAGAUACAAAGCAGAACAUACUAACACAGGAUAUCUCAGUCAAAGCUGCGUCAGAGCUCCUUAUGAAGCUCUCAGCUGAAAGUUGUAAGGAUGCACAGGCUGUGAAGAUUAAAGAAGAACCUAUGGAGGUUGACAUCCCUGACUCUUCCGUCUCCCCUAGACAAAACAUUGGUUACAGCACUUUAUUAAGGGAAGAAAAAAAUGAGUCAGCGCAGAAGAUGCCAGACUGUCGAGUUAUUCCUCAGGGAAACUUGUUCAGCCAAGACAUAUCUGUGAAGAUGGCUUCAGAACUUCUCUUUAAGUUGUCAGAAAAAGUAAGCAAAGAACACAAUCACAAGACCAACAUUAUCCGAACUACCAGCCCUUUCUUUUCAGAAGACAAAUGCCUGCAGUCUCCAUUCAUCUCCAACUUUAAAGAUCACCCCAAAAAUGAAUCUGGGAACGUAUCAUCAACAGAGCCUGACCCUCUUGGACCUGAUGCGGGCAAUGGGUUAACAGCUUGGAAACUGAAUGAACAGCUUUUUCCAUGUGAUGUGUGUGGUAAAGUUUUUGGCCGACAGCAGACUUUGUCCCGGCAUCUCUUGCUGCACACAGAAGAAAGAAAGUACAAAUGCCACUUGUGCCCAUAUGCUGCUAAGUGUCGUGCUAAUUUAAACCAACACUUAACUGUCCAUUCAGUGAAGCUGGUGAGCACCGACACAGAAGACCUUGUAAGUGCAGUCAUCUCUGAGACCAGUGACAGAAAGAAGAAUCCUUAUUACUACAGUUGUCACGUGUGUGGCUUUGAGACUGAGCUGAAUGUCCAGUUUGUGAGUCACAUGUCCCUGCACGUAGACAAGGAACAGUGGAUGUUCUCCAUCUGUUGCAGCACUUGUGAUUUUGUCACUAUGGAGGAGUCUGAUAUGAGGACACACAUCAGUAGCAAACACUCAGGAGAUGAAAUUAAGACUCCCAGUGAAUCUAUAAGUCCCUCCUCUUCUUCUCUGUCAGCACUUAGUGAUUCAGCCAAUAGUAAAGAAGAUUUGGAUACUCCAUUGAAAAAUCAGACCUCAAACAACUUGUUGGUUAUAUCCGUAGUGCCUGGUUCUCACUCCUUUGUCAGCACUGAAGAGAAAUCAGACAAAGGAUUUGAGUGUGUAUUUUGUAAUUUUGUUUGCAAAACAAAAACUAUGUUUGAACGACACCUUCAGAUUCACCUGAUCACACGCAUGUACGAGUGUGAUGUGUGCCAUAAGUUCAUGAAGACACCGGAGCAGUUGAUAGAACACAAGAAAUGCCACACAGUCCCUACCGGUGGGCUCAAGUGCCCAUUUUGUGUCUACUCCACAAACCGUCCUGCAGCUAUGGAAUGUCACCUGAAGACACAUUACAAGAUGGAGUAUAAGUGUCGCAUCUGCAAGAUAGUAAAGGCUAACCAGCUUGAGCUGGAAGUGCACAUCCGUGAGCAUCGGCUCGGGAAUCAUUACAAGUGCGACCAGUGUGGCUACCUCUCAAAGACAGCCAAUAAGCUGAUUGAGCAUGUACGUGUCCACACAGGAGAGCGCCCCUUUCACUGUGACCAGUGCAGCUACAGCUGUAAGCGCAAAGACAAUCUUAACUUGCACAAAAAACUCAAGCACUCCCCACGCCAGACAUUCAGUUGUGAAGAGUGCCUGUUUAAGACCACACACCCCUUUGUCUUCAGCCGUCAUGUCAAGAAGCACCAGAGUGGUGAAUUCAUGGAAGAGGAGAAAAAAAUCCAGCCCCCAAUUUUGAAUGAGGUCACACCAUUACUUCCAGUAAAUGACUCUAGGAGCCUUUUGUCACCUUUCUCAGUCAUGUCUGCCUCACAGGCCCUACAAACGGUGGCCAUGUCCGCUGCACAAAGCAGCGGUGUGGGAACUCGUUUAGCACUUAAGGCCUUUGCAGUAAAUGGUAUCUCCACGUCCUUAGAUAGGUACCAAAACUCUGAGUUUGCUCAUCUCAUUCCCUUGACAAUGCUUUUUCCCAAGAAUGACUGUGAUGUCACAUUCCAUCCACCCAGACCUCAAACCGCACCACCUGGUGCCUCUACACCCAAGCACUCCUUCCUUGCUUAUCUAGGACUAAUCGAAAGGGCAAAAACUGUGUGAGUUCAGCCCUCUCACAGAAAUCCAGCAGGUAUACAUUGCUGCAAUGUUUAGGGUUGAAAGGUAUGAAAAAGUGUACUGUAUAUUAUUAGCAAGAUUAGUUAAUGGGCUCUGUGUGUUAAAUGUAAUUGCAUUUUCAUAAAAGCUGCUUAAAAAUGAAAUCUUCAGAGGUAACCUACUGCAUACUACUACAUAUCAGGAGGCUGGCUGCUGGUUUCAUAUACCUCACCAUAAGCUAUAGACUGAAGGACAUAAAAUGUCUGCACUUAUGAAAUAUAACAGAUCAAAGUUUCUGUUCUGUGUGCAUGUUUGUGAGUGAGUGAGUGUGCGCAAGACUGAAAGAACUAAACAAUUUCCCUAUCCAGUAAAACUGUUUGUAGUAUAGUCUACAUUUCCACCUUUCUUUUGUUUUAUCAGGAACAAAAUGCUCAACUAUAUCAUUUUAAAAUUCACAAUAGCCAACAUAAUUAUUUCUACUUAUACCAUAUUAUAUUAUAAAUAUUCCAUGCAUACAUAUAUUUAUACUAAAUAUUUUCAUACUCAUAAUGAAAAGCUAAAUAUUUAUAUAAAUCAAGGCAUCAUUCAUUUUUCAACUUAUCGUAGCAUCAGUCAUUACAGUUUAAAAUGAUGGCACUAAGUCAUAAUUAAUGAAAAAAAUCUUUAGUCAGAAUUAUCUUUAAAACAAGAUAUAGUAUACAUUAUAUUUGAAAUGUGUUGAGAAUGUCAAGGAUUACAAACUUAUAGCUAAAUUAAUAUUUACUAAAAUGAAGUCAGAAGGUUUGUACAUUUUUCUUUCCCUUCAUAAAAAAACAAGAUGCUGCUAAAAUUGUUUAAUAUUUUUGCUCUUAUAUUUUAACAUGCAGCGGAUCUGUUCUUUCACUUCUGUAUGUUCCUAUCCAAUAUAAAGCUUUAACCCCUGAACAAGCUUUAUAAUACAGAUGAAUUCUAAUCAUCCAUAUGCAGUCUAUUAUAUUUUCUGUCAGAAGAUCAGUGCUAAAGUUUGGACUAAAAGUAUAGUGAAAAGAUUUAAAGGAUAAAACCUUUUGCUGCUGUUGUGGCCAAUAUUAGUGAAAUGGUUAAAAACCUUGCCCUUAUGGAACUGUUUUAAAGUCAGAAUAUAGCUGUCUGAAUUCAGAUGCAUUUGGCUGAAUGAAGUCCUUGUCUGGGUAUUUCUUGAGUUCUGUUUUGGGUAACACAGGUUUAUGGAAGAGGUUACAAUAGUUUGUAUUCCUCAUCUGCAGUAAUAAUUAGUUGACCUGUAUACUCUGACCAAUACUAGGAAGGGCCUUAAGUUUAACAUUAAAGGGAUACUGUAUUCAAAAAAGAUUCUAUCAUCCAUAUGAAAGAGCAGCAAUUUAUUUAUUUUGCAUUAUAAAAAUGUAACAUUAAAGUUUCUUAAAGGGAUAGAAAGGUCAAAUUGAAACAUGCAUGGGGCAUUUCAAAUAGAAGCAUUUUUACAAUAUACUCCCAUUAGCAAAAAUUCUUCUAGUAAAAGUUAAGUUUUUUCAGCAGUACACACAGCUUUGCUGUGAGGGCUCGUACACCAGUAUUCAAACACUACAACUUUGUAGAGAGUCAGAAGUACUUAUAUGAAGUCUUCACAGACACAAUACAUAUCACCACCAGCUCUCUGAGUUUGAAUUCUGGUGCACACACCCUCAUGGCAUAUAUGUGUAUGCCACUGAAAAGCAGAAAUAACUAUAAUGAGAAGCAUUUUCUAUUUUCUUAUUUAUUUUUUUCUAGUAAAAUGAUAUUGCAAAAAUGCUUCUAUUCAAAAUUGAAAUAUACCCAUACACAUUUCAAUUUUGACCUUUCUAUGCCUUUAAACUGACAUGAUUAAGGGCUUGAAACUGUCAUUUGUGCACCUGGACCUUAUGAAGCAAUAAAGGAUAUUAUUUUAUAUAUGUGGCUGGAAUUCUACUACUAAUAAGUGAACAAAGAGUUGGCCGAUCCUGUCCGUGCCUAUUAAGGAGAGUGCUGUUUUGUCUUUACAUGUGGAAUCCCUUUAAACUGAAACUGCUACAUCUGUAUUAAAUGUGCACUUCCUACCACCACUCAUUGGCUGAUAGGUCCUUGCCGGUUUAUAGGUAUUUCUUUCUUAAAGGUGGUGAGAAUCCACAAUCCAUUACUCCUGGGUUUUAUACUCCUGACCACUAGGAGGAGGCAAAGAUUCCCAAAACAUUAAAAAGUCCUUAAAAUCCCUUUCACCUUACUGAAAAUUAGUCUUGUCUUUGCCUCCGCAGGAGGAAGGUAAAGAAUGGAGGUGCUCCAGAUGUUUUUUUGUGAGAAAGGUCUUUAGACUGAUUUGAGGCCCAAUUUCCAGCUACUGUUGGACAGAGGGAAGCUUUUGGCGUACACAUACACCCUAUGGGAGUUAGUCACAGGCCUGCCACAGGUGUCGCAGGGACCGGUCCUUAGUUUACUCCUUUUGUUUAAUUUAAACAGCUCUUAACACACAUUUCUGUAAGACAAACAUAUCUGCAUAUUUCAAUACUGCUCUUUCAAGACAGAACAUUUAUGAGUACAGUGUCCAUUUAAUACAGUAACUUGUUUGAAAAACAUAAUAUGCUUUGGAGACAUUGUAAAGCUAUAGCUUUCAUUUAAGUCUUUUUGUUUUCUGGAAAACACUAUAUUAAACUUGGAUUACUAUUAUGUGUUCAGGACAAAUGACCCAGGCACCAGGUAUAUGAUGUUUAAUGACAAAUCAUCAACACAUGUAAAUGUAACUUGUUCUAAAUUAUCUUUUCAUAUAUGCAGAGCAAAUUAAAUUGCACUUAAUAUAUUAAAUAGUUAUAUUGCUGAAUUAGGUUAUCAAAUCUGCAAACUGAAAAUGCACCUUUCAGAUUUAGUAUAUUAAACAAAAUGUCUGUGGAAAUGUAGUAAAUAUGCAGUGGGUACCUUUUUUAAUUUUUAUUAAAACCCAUUUUAUCAGCAGAAAAAUGAUUAAGAAAAUCCACUAAAAUGGAUUAAAAAGGGUUUGGAAAAAUACUGGGUCCAAAUACCCAGACUAAAAUGGCAGUUUUGCACAGUGCUUAGUGUUGCACUAUUAUGUUUCUUUUCACAAGAAAAAGAAAUGAGACCUUUUGAGUGAGAUUAUAUAGUUUCUGACUAAGACUGAACUUCUAAACACUUUGUAAAAUG